Molecule: messenger RNA, 4392 nt
Organism: Pimephales promelas (fathead minnow)
Lineage: Eukaryota; Metazoa; Chordata; Actinopteri; Cypriniformes; Leuciscidae
Gene: pbxip1b
Product: pre-B-cell leukemia homeobox interacting protein 1b
Cellular component (GO): membrane
Source: RefSeq, a predicted model, not a curated record
GCCGUGUCCAAGACAAAACUGCACACUGGAGUUUGAAACUUUGCACAAGACAGGAGAAAGUGGGGGAAAUUAAACGUUUAUUAAAGAAAGGAAAGGUGCCUCAGAGUUACCAGUUGCUGGACGGAGCCGCUAGGGGGCGAUGUCUGAAAACAGCAACAGUGCCAGUGGCAACAGCGGGACUCUACUUACCCCAGGGUUAAAGGAGUCUGGAGCUGAGAAUGUCGGUCCGGUAGCUGAAGGUCAUAAGGUCGAGGGGCAGCUUUCUAAAACACCUGAGCCCUCAUCGGAGGCCAACCAUGACCUGGAGAAGCACUCCUCCGAAGCAUCUGCUCACCAGCCAGAGACUGAGACAUCGUCACAGUUGCAGUCUGACCCAGCUCUCACCCAUGGGUCAGAGCAAGCUCAGGAAACUCAGGUAACAUCUCCAGACACGAAUGAUGGUCGGGCCCAGCUGAAUGCAGCACAUGUCAAUGAAGACCCCAGCUCUGUCACUGCCACUGCUGAGGAUGUCAGCUCCUGGACCCCUGACCAUGAGGAACGAGAGGCCCUUACAGGCCACUCGGCGAGCCCAGUUUCUCCUGUUACUGAUGUAGAUUCAUUCUCUGACUCGCACACUCACAUAGAUCCCACCUCUGGAUCAAGUCCACUUCCUGCUUCAGUUUGUCAAGAGAGAGAGUCUCUGAGGAAAACCACUGAAGAGUCUAAAGGAGUGUUGGAAACAAACAGGAAGGAUGGGGAUGGUUUACGAAAGAGAAAAAUCUCCCACCUGGGCUCUUUGGACAAGACCGAGGCAGAGGAUGAUGAAGAAGGAGAGGAGGAAGACUUUCAGCUCCCUCAAAGAGAAGAGGAAACCGUCUUUUCCUUGAAUAAGUGCCUCCUUGCAUCUGUCAUUCUUCUAGGACUAGGAACCAUUUUUUUCUCGGGUGUUCUCAUGGACCUGGAUGAUGAAGCAGACAUGGAUGUUAAAGACCUGAAGAAUCCAACAAAUCAGGAGUGGUUGAACCCUGAAGUCUCCAGAGACACGCCUGUUGAUCUUCAGCCUCCAGAUAUUUUAAGCAAACAGGCAAAGGAAGAUAAGCAAAUAUUGAUACUACAGGCACAACUUCAGCAGCAUCAAGGUGAACUGAAAGCAGCGCAGCUUCAGGUAGAGGAUGGAGAGAAAGAGCGUGUGAGGAGAGAAGAGCUGGAGAAGGAGUACCAGAGGAUAAAAGCAGAACUAGACAGGCUACCUGCUCUUCAGAAGGAGCUGGAGCGAGAGAACGAGAGAAUGAAAGAAGAAAAUGUGAGAGCAAAGAAAGAGCUGGAGGCCCUGCCAUCACUGCAGAGUGAACUGGAGCAUCUGAGAGCAAAAGUUUCACAGCUCACACAGAGCACAGAAAGCGCAAAACCCGUGCAUCCCGUUGCAGCCUCUCGAGCUCCCCCUGCUGGAGACAAAAGAGAUGCACUGCCCAUAGACAGACAAGACAUGAAGUACAGGAAGACUUGGGACAAAAAGAGUGAGGAGAAAGAACAAAGCAAAGGAGACAAAGAAAGGAAAAAGAAGAAAAGUGGAAAAAAUGAAGAUGACAAAGAAAGGAGCAAGAGAGAACAAACUAAGGAACAGAAAGACUGGAAAAAAGAUAAAAGCCACCAGGAAGAAGGUAAAGCCGGGAAGAGAAAAGAGUGGAUGAAGGACAAAAAACGAGGUGAUGGUAAAAUAGGGAAAGAAAGUGAAGACAAGAGAAAAUUUAAAGAGUGGGAGGAGAAAAAAGAAUGGAAGGAAGAUAAAAAGGGGAAAAAAGACAAACAUGUAGGACAGGAUGAGAGGAGGGGAGACAAAAAAGACUGGAAGGAUACUGGGAAAAAGAAAGGGAAGGAGGAAAAGGAAUGGAAAGGGGAACGGAAAGAGGACAAAGACCGGAAAAAUGACAAACAGAGUGGUGGGAGUGACCAUAAAGAAUGGAAAGAGAAAAAGAAAGGUGAAAAGGAGUGGAAAAAGGAAAAGAGUGAGGGAAAACACAAUGAUAAAACAGAGAAAAAGUGGAAAGGAGAGAGAGAGUUUCCCAAAGAGGAUGGUGGAAAAGAUAAGGAAAAGCAUUGGAGGGAGAAAGAAAGAGAGUCAAAAGAUGAAGUCUGGAAAAGAGAGGGAGUAAAAGAGAAAAAAAACAAAGCAUUCUACCACCAAAAUGAGGGGAAAAAGAGUCCUAGUGAAAAGGAGAAACCAGACGAGACAACCUCCCAUCACCACUCCGAGCAUGAGAACUACUGGAGCAAGCAGAGAGAGCGGAUCCAGCACUUUAACGGCCAGCGAGACACGUGCAGCGGCGUGGCAGACUGCGCUCGAGUCGAGGGACUCGCUCCUGUCGGCCUGCGGGACUUCCAAACACUUCUCCAAUCCUACAUGAACAAGCUCCCCGAUCCCCAGGACCAGACCUCCAGGGAAGAAGAGCUCCACAAGCUGGUGAAGGAGUUCUUCACGGAUGGAGUGUUCGCUCAUGAUCAGAUUCCGUUCAGUGAGUUCGUGGACGACGUGGGGGACAUCUUAGAAGACCUGGCGGAAGGAGAAGAGAGCGACAGCGAGGGAGAGGAGAACGAUGAAGACGAUGACGAUGAGAUGGAGGAAUUUGAAAGGGAGGCGAUGGAGAAAUUUGCACUUCCAGAGGAAUUGAGGAAGGGAGAGCAGAAGAAAGAGAGCAGAAGAGUGAAAGGUUGAAGGUGAUUUUGGAGUUUUCAAAAAAGGUACAUCUAGAAAAAAACUAUCAGGCCUGAUUUAAUCGUGUGGAGUGUCUUUUCUAAAGAGCAUAUUCAUUUUGAUCAGUUAGGCUUUGCCCUUUCUUUUAAUAGAUACAGUAAAGCAAUACUGUAAUGCCUUCUUCACAACAUGACAGCUGUUUUUGCUCACUUUCCUUUUUUUUUUUUUUACCUUUAUUUGAACAUGUACAUAAUGCCCUUUUGACCAUUAAAUAAAGACUCUUGAGUCAUCGCAGUCAUCUAAAGAUCCGGGGCUGGAUUCACGAUUCUUCCUUAAUAAAACUCCUUACUUUUAUUUUCUCCUUAUUUUCUGUUUUAAGAAAUGUUAAGAAUAUUGUUGGUCUUACCACCAAGAAUUAGAAAAAAACUGAUGAAGAAUUCAAAUAUUUGUGAUACAACUGCACAAAAUUGUAAAUGCCAUCUUCAAAUUAUGAUAUAGGCUAUAUAGAUGUUUUAACAAAUUAAUUGGACCGUUCAAAUAUUAAAAUACUAGAUACAGAAUACAUAUUACAACUAUAUUUUACUUUUAUAGUCUAGCAUUGUAAAUUUGUUGGAUGUUUGUUUUAAAUUAUAAAACCUUGGGUUAUCAGUGGAAAAAGAGACCGAAACCCGUUUUAGAGACGAUGAGGUGCUUGCAACAUAAAAUAGAUGAAUACAUUUGUCUGUAAGAGUUAUUGUAUUAUAUUUGUAGUAAUAUGUUAGUAUACAAUCAGUCGAAUCGUUUUAUCAUUAAAAUGAUUGAUAUUUUAUCAAGAUAUUCCUGAAUCCAGCACCAGGAAAACAUUCUGACAAAGGAACAGUUUUUUUUGGGACUGAUCAACUGUUAUGGCACAUCAGGUUUAUCUUGGCACAUUUCACACACACAUAAUAUUUGUCAUAAGAAUGAAUAUUCAUCAGAAUGUAGUUCAGUGUUGAGUGUGAAAGUUACAGUCAAAGCUCAUUUGUUAUAAUAUUCUUAUUUUGUCUAUCUUUUAAAGUAGUCAUGCAACUAUCCAUUUGCAUAAUCAUACUUGACUUAAACACUGUAAACUGAGUUGUACUGAUUGACUAGUUGUAUUAAUGCUCAUCAUUUUUGUUAUGCUCUGCUUUUUUAAAGUCUUUAAAUUAUUUUGUUUGUCAUUAGGGUUAGGACUCUUGGCCUAUUGUUUCUGAUUUGUUUGAGAGUUUCACUGUUAUUUAUACAUUUUAAUGGAGGAUAGCGUUCGUAUAUAACAUGCCUGUAUUGUUUGUAAUUCUUAAAGUGUUGCUAUAGCCAACAAAAAUAUAAGCAAGUCCUUAAAAGUGCAGGCCAUCUUAGUUGAAUGUAAUGGUAAGAUGAGUGAAGGUUUGACAUUUUAAGCAGUGUAAUAUGUGUUUUUGAUCUCAAUAUUGCAAUUGUGUCCAACUGUAUGCUGUCAGGCAAAACUGCUUGCACAUUUACAGUUUUCACAGACUUGUGCUUUUUUGAACUGUCCAAUGCAAAAACUCUACACUUAAGGCAGGGUGCAGAGGUUUGUCACAGACCACUAAAUUGUAACAAAAAGUGCAACAGAUAAAUGUAGUAAUUAAUGUAUUUUGCAAUUUUUUUUAAGUUUUAAUGGCUGAAGUUCAGAUGAUAAUGGUAGUGGGAAAUGUUUUUGCUGUAAAACUGUUUACAGAAUAAAGAGGUGCAUACGGUUAUGC